AUUUUCAAUUAAUAUUUUUUGAACAAGAUACAAGUUUAAGCACAGAAUAUUUGAAAUUAAAUUGAUCCCGCUGUUUGGAGAUUUUUCAUUUCUACUUUUAUAUGAUAGAUGGGUCGUAGUAUUUCGUCACUACCGCUACCACUACCACUACCACCACCGUCAUAGCCUAGGUCCGAACUACAACACAAUUUGUUGUGUGAUUAGUAAACCCGUCUGUCCACAGCGUGGGAUAAUCACCAUUCACCGCGUUACUGCGUCAUUCUCGCGUGCGACCUCUCGCCCGUAGUUCUGUCGUUCGGUUAAUGCUCGUCCACCAAUCUCCAACACGAGCCGUAUAGUACCUCAGUACCCAUAAUUCAGCUCUGCAACCACGACAUGACGAAGACGGACGUUUCUGCCGCUGACGGCGAGCGACCAUGGCCCGACCGAAUGACGGCUUGGCAGAUUGACGCCUACGCGCCGUUUAAAGACUCGGCCAAGCUCAACGACAAGGCAGAAUCGCCCGCGUCCCUCGGGCCCAAAGAAGUUCUGGUGCGCGUCAGGGCAUCGUCCGUCAAUCCCAUUGACGUCUUCAUGUCCGAGGGUUAUGGUCAAGUGCUAUUGAGCAGGGUCCGGCAGGCAAAAAAGAAGUCCUUUUUUAGACCCGUCGAGUUCCCGUUGACUCUGGGACGGGAUUUCGCAGGUGAAGUAGUUGCGAAAGGAGCUGAAGUUGGCUCGGAACACUUGAACAUCGGCGAUGCCAUUUUGGGCGUCGUAGCUCCUUACCAACACGGUUGUCAUGCCCAAUUCGUCACCGUUCCCGUAACUCAGGUAGCCAAGAAGCCCGAUCAUAUGUCCUACGAGGAAGCGGCGUGCUUGUUGUACACAGGCCUAACCACGUGGUGUGCCUUGACAUCGGCUGGUGGCGUGAACGCUUCAAACGCUGCUGACAAGAACGUACUGGUCAUCGGCGGAUCCGGUGGUGUCGGUAAUAGUGCGAUUCAGAUACUCAAGUCGUGGGGUGCUAAGGUAACUACCACAUGUAGUACAAAUGCUAUAAAUCUAGUGAAAGGACUUGGACCAGAUAAUAUUAUUGACUACACCACCACAGAUGCGCAAAAACAGUUGGAACAAUUCGGAAAGUACGACCUGAUUCUGGACGCGGCCGGGAUACCAUACGAAGAUAUCGGCGGCUCAUACACGCCGCUGUUGAAACCUUGGUCAUGGGCAAAAUUCGUCACCCUCCGCAGUCCUGUGUUGCACAAUACGGACUCGUACGGAAUGGUGUUCGGAAUGCUGAAGAACGCAUACGACCUGGUGGCGCCGAACGUCUGUUCGGGCGCCGUUUUCAAAGGCUCCUCGAUCCGUUGGGGUUUUUUCAUGCCCGCUGAGCGUGGAGUUGAAGAGCUAGCCCGGCUGGCCACAGAGAAGAAGAUCACCGUACCCGUCGACAGUGUUUACAGGUUCGCGGACAUGAAGGAGGCGUUCGAAAAGGUAAAGGCCGGACACCUCCGCGGCAAAGUGGUCGUGACGUUUGACGAAAAGUAACGGGAAUGGCCGGUGUUAACCUCGAAUUUCAGAACUUCUAUAUAGAAGCAAAGACCGAAUACAAUAAAACAUUAUCUCCGGCUUGUUAAUACAAAAUCCAUUUGCUUCUGAAACUCUUUAUUUUGUCUUCCCGAGAAAUAUAUCAUCCAUCCUACAGAUUGUAAUGAUCAAUUUCUAACUUAAAUUUAUAUAUCUUCUCUUAUACCUAUAAUAAGUUACAUUCUAUUUUACAUUAUAAUUGAAGUGUACACUCAUAUAGGUACUCAUUUAUAUAAUAUUAAGUAGGUAUUGCCUAAAAAAAUGUCAUCCAUUCAUCUCUUAUUCUGCAGAAAAUGAGUCUUAGCAAUUACUAAUGAGUAUGUAUCAGCUUGACCAUUGAUCAAUGUCUGUUUAAAAAAAGAGGUAGCAUUGUAUAUUUGUAUGCAAACUACCUUAUAUGUGUAUUUCCAACAUUAUUUAGUCUUAUAAUCUAAUGUGUAGUAUAUUUUAGAGUCUGAUAUGUGAAUGUGUUAUUUCAAUCAAUUUUUUGUUUAGUAUAAUUAUUGUAAUUUGUAGUCUUAACUGUGUAUUUUUUUUUGAAAUUUUAUUUUAAACCCAUUUAUUUUAUAAGUACUACUUGGUAAUAAAGAUACAUUAUAUUGCCAUUC
Molecule: messenger RNA, 2174 nt
Organism: Myzus persicae (green peach aphid)
Lineage: Eukaryota; Metazoa; Arthropoda; Insecta; Hemiptera; Aphididae
Product: reticulon-4-interacting protein 1 homolog, mitochondrial
Exons: 6
Coding region: 376-1527 (383 amino acids)
Cellular component (GO): mitochondrion
Molecular function (GO): oxidoreductase activity; zinc ion binding
Source: RefSeq, a predicted model, not a curated record